Messenger RNA from Lytechinus pictus (painted urchin), 2546 nucleotides. RefSeq lists its product as uncharacterized. Gene Ontology annotation, cellular component: membrane. The record is from RefSeq and is a predicted model, not a curated record. NCBI's taxonomy places the organism in Eukaryota, Metazoa, Echinodermata, Echinoidea, Temnopleuroida, Toxopneustidae. The transcript is spliced from 8 exons. Gene Ontology annotation, biological process: transmembrane transport. Gene Ontology annotation, molecular function: transmembrane transporter activity. The coding region runs from base 325 to 1896 and encodes 523 amino acids.
AUUAUGCAAUCAGACAAAACAUUUCAAAGCUGAAUGUAGCUCUCACAAAGUUUCGAGAAUCGAAAGGGAGAAUAACAAUACAUGCCCUCCCCCCCCCCCCCCCGCUGGACCGUAACAAAAAUCUCAUGAAAUCUAUGCGCACGUAAGUGACAGUAUAUGAAAUAUAUGCAACGUGUGGAUAUAUUUUUAUGCUCAAACUAUUGUUUGCAUGAUGCUACUCGACGAGUGCUGUACAUCUAGGCUCGAGACAACCAUCUAAAAAUAUGUAGCAAUGUAUGUAUUGAAGCACCUGCGCCAAGAAAGUUUCCUGGUUCGGUGAUCUCCAUGCCAUGCCCGAACAAUAGCACCAUGGUCGACCACGGAUGCGAUGACGACGGUAGCCAUGAAAUAUUGAUGAGCAGGCCACCAAAUGACAGUGAAGACGAUAAGACUGUUGUUGGUUUAGGAGGGAGAGUUUAUGCAUUGACUGUCCUGACAGUACUUACAAUUACAAGGAGUAUCCAAGAAUACCUCCUCAUCGUCACAAUAUCUGGAAUGGCAGGUGAGUUAAAGUUCGGGAAAACACAAUGUCAGGUGAUCAACGAAACAGGAUCACGUGACUACCUUCGUGAUCUCAACAUGACCGGGGAGGAAUUGUGCUCGGAACGAGGGAGAUGCUCUGAGAACAGCACGUUCUUCUUGCCUGAUGUGUGUGGCAUUCGAUACACAGGACGGGGUACAACCUAUGACGUAUUAGCCGGACCAAUCUAUCUCACCGUUCAGGGUAUUGUCACGGUGCCACUCAUAGGCUUGGUUCAAGGCUUUUCCAUGAGCCAGCCCAUAUCAAUUUCGAUGUUUACUAUGCUUUCCACACUCUUCAUCCUGCUGACAGCCUUCGUCGACGACUACUGGGCAGUGGUCUUACUCCGGUUUCUUUUUGGCAUAUUCUCUGGUCCCAUCGGUCCGCUUAAAUUGGCUUACCUCACGCGAAUAUUCCCGAAGGAAGUUCACACCAUCGUCUUGGGGUUGGCAACCUACGGCGUAACCUUGGGUUACGGUGCCUCUUACCUAUUCGCCUAUGUGACAGAAAGCAUCGGCUGGAGAUUGUGUUAUACAACCACUGGAUCAGCAGGCCUAGUCCUAGCCAUACUCUGCUUUUUUAUGGCUGAUCCAAAAAGACCAGACUCCCAUGGCAAGAAACAAUACGUUAAAUCGUCGUUUCGGUGGCAUCACUCCAGUUUACGUCAAAUAGCAUGGCCGUGCCUGAUAUGCAUACUCCUGGCCAGCAUCGGACGUUUGUCAGCAACUCGCAUCAGCUCAUACAAUCUCCCGGUCUACGUGACAGAAUACUUUCCAGAAUCGAAUUCCGCUGCUGCGAUAGGUUUAAUCACCAUUGUCUUAGGCGCGGCUGCCACCAUCAUUGGAGGCUGGACGGGCGAUCGAAUGCGGAAAGUUUUUGGUUUACGUGCGAGGCUUGGCUUCUGUCUUUUUAUGCAGGUCGUCAUGGUGACGUUUUGGGCGGCGAUGUACCAAUUUUCCUUUAUAGCUCUGCUGAUACUACUAAGUCUCACUCUAUUCGUUGGUGAUUGGAUUUCAAUCCUCAUUCUGGCUAUCGUCUCCGAUCUGACACCAGUCGACUCCAAGGCCCUCAUCUUCGCCAUCAACUCCUUCCUGAGCCAUUCUUUAGUCGGACCUGUUAAUUUGGUCGUUACCCCAGUCGCCACAGCGACGGGUCUUCGAACAGCACUCACACUACUGAUUGGCUUGUUUGCAGGUUCCAGCGUCUUCUUUUUCUUCCUCCCCUUGGCAUGUUCACUUGUCCCAGAGACAACACAGAGACAUCAUGGGGCAGAGCGAGUCGAAGAACAAACAGAAGUCAUAGUCAGGAGGAUGGACGAAACAACUCCUCUAUUAUGACCGAGAUUAAAGGGUCGUGAUAAUACUUAAAAAAGCUAUUGAAUUAGUGUGACAAUCAUUAAACAAAUUAUUUCCCCAGGGGCACGUUGCAGAAAGAGUUGCAAUCAAACACAUCUCUAAAAAUCAAGCGCAACUUCAUUUUCAACCAAUCAACAGCGCGCAUUUUGGACUUGCGAUUGAUUUUUUGACUUGCGUUUAAACGCAACUCUUUCUGCAACGGGCCCCUGCUCUUUCUGUGCGGUUUUUUGGUAUUAUAUAAUCUGUACAAUGUUUAUGUUCAAUAUAACUUCUUAACUUUGUAUCAUAGGGGGGAAUUAAUAUUUUCUGCUCGGAGAAUGUAUCUUAGUUUGGUUCAUACAAAUUCCAUCUAAAACCAUUCGCAAUUUAUGGGUGCAUUGUGUUACGGUACAUUCAUUCCAUUUUUAUUUCAUUUAUUCAUUCUUUAACUCAAUUUCAUUGAUAUUCAUUUGGCAUUUAUUCAGUCGUGAACAUGUUUUUUUAAUAUCUAUUCGUGUUUUCUAUAAUUUCAAUUUGUAUUUGUUUGGCAUAAUUGAGAAAUAUACCUUCUUGUUUGGGUUCCUGUGUUAAGUUUUGGUUAUAAUUCGAAAUAUGCUUCAAAUAAAAAAUACUCGUUGAUCGUGAAAAAGCGC